AUGUUUAAAGAAGCAACAACUACUUCUGGGGUAGACCCUUCUGUUGUAUAUUCUAAUACAAAUUCAACUAGCCUGAAUAAUAUUAAUGUAUCAAUGCAAUCUGACAGUACCCGUUUAAAUAGUAAAUCUUUGACUACAGCAACUACUAGUAAUGAAUACAAUCCUGCAAUGCAACAGUUUGUUACAACCUGGCAAGGAUUACGUACAAAGAUACAGAAUGUUACUAAAAGAAAAUUAAGAUCUUGGGAUACUGAUUUCUUUAUGCUGUCAUCUUUUCAAAAAGUAUCUCAACCAAAAGAAAUUGCUGAUAGGAUGGAGAAGAAUAUCCGUUACUUUUUUCUGAAUUAUAUCAUUAUAAUUAUUGGGAUGACAUUAUUGGCAUUAAUUCUUAAUCCUAUAUCUCUAAUAAUAAUAGUCCUUGCAAUAUUUGCAUUAGCUUUUGUAUCAUCACGACCUACAAACACAAUAACAUUGCCAGGUGGAAAUUCUAUUACUAAAAUUAUAGCACUAUAUAUUAUUGGGGGAAUUACAACAUUUGGUAUUAUACUCUUUUCUGGAGCUUUAUUAUUUAGUACACUCGCUAUAUCAAUUAUUAUAGUAUGUAUCCAUGCUGCUAGUCAUAUUGGUAAAAAUAAUUAUGACCAAGUAAAUUUAGAUAGUGAAGUAUAA
This is a messenger RNA of Cryptosporidium muris RN66, 669 nucleotides long. Its product is annotated as PRA1 family protein. The transcript has a single exon. Bases 1 to 669 code for a protein of 222 amino acids. Lineage: Eukaryota; Apicomplexa; Conoidasida; Eucoccidiorida; Cryptosporidiidae. The record is from RefSeq and is a predicted model, not a curated record. Gene Ontology annotation, cellular component: Golgi apparatus.